Messenger RNA from Haplochromis burtoni (Burton's mouthbrooder), 1675 nucleotides. RefSeq names its product ubiquitin family domain containing 1 (gene ubfd1). Bases 537 to 1364 code for a protein of 275 amino acids. Gene Ontology annotation, molecular function: RNA binding; cadherin binding. The transcript is spliced from 7 exons. The record is from RefSeq and is a predicted model, not a curated record. NCBI's taxonomy places the organism in Eukaryota, Metazoa, Chordata, Actinopteri, Cichliformes, Cichlidae.
UUUCAAUAAUAUCUUUAAAUUGAGCUCAUAUAAUGUUAAUGAAAUUACACGUACCUUUAAAUAUACUGUAAAUAUACUGAACUAAUAAUGGACAUUUUCGUCUUUCCGCAGGGUAAUUUUUUAACGUUCACUAGUGUUGCGGCUAGCUAAUGUUAACGGUUGCUAACUACCAUUUACAUUUAGCUGGAUGUGUGAAGCACUGCGGUUAACGUGAUGUCAUUUAACAAAUGUUUUUUGUUUUAUCAAGUUAACUUAAGCUGUUAAAGACUUAACUGUAUAGGAUUAAGUGUUGUAGCGAUCAAACACUAACAUACAGCCUAUUUACUUUACUAGUUUUGCAGUAAGGCCAUUCUUGUUAUGAGAUGUGUUGUUUUGCGAGUGCUUAUUGUUGUUUAAAAACGUUUUUCUGUUUUCUUUUGGCGGCUAUUCGCUUUUAUGUAUCCCAUUUCUCAGCACACAUCGAAAGACUACCUACUAGAAGCGGUGGAAAGACCUAGAAAAACCACGAGGGGGAAAGUGGAAGUGAAGAAGUCAUAAUGGAAACUGAGGCAAAACCAAAAGAAGCUGAAUCACUAGGUGAAGAUGUUGAAAAAGGUGGUGCAGAAGCGACGUCUCACACAGAUGCAGGAAACUCCACAACUCAGGACUCUAAUAUUAGCAAUGGGGAUGAUACAGAGGACAAGGAAACAGUGGACUUGAAGAUCAUUUGGAACAAAAAUAAAUAUGAUCUGAAAAUUCCUGUUGAUAGCACCGGAGCCAAACUAAAAGAGAGCAUUCACUCACUCACUGGUCUUCCACCGGCAAUGCAAAAAGUGAUGUAUAAAGGAUUGCUUCCAGAGGACAAGACGCUACGUGAAAUAAAGAUUACAAAUGGUGCAAAAAUAAUGGUAGUAGGAUCUACAAUAAAUGAUGUAUUAGCUGUAAAUACACCCAAAGAAGUCAUCCAGCAGGAAGUUAAAGCUGAAGAAAACAAGAAGGAGCCUUUAUGCAGGCAAAAGCAACAUAGGAAAGUUUUGGACAAAGGUAAACCUGAUGACAUCAUGCCAGCUAUUAAAGGAACAAAGGAACGAUUACCAACAGUGCCUUUAUCCGGAAUGUAUAACAAAUCCGGAGGAAAAGUUAGACUCACAUUCAAGCUGGAGCAAGAUCAGUUGUGGAUUGGAACAAAAGAGAGGACGGAGAAAGUCCCAAUGGGCUCCAUUAAAAACAUAGUGUCUGAACCCAUUGAAGGCCAUGAGGACUAUCACAUGAUGGCUUUUCAGCUGGGUCCAACGGAAGCUUCGCAGUAUUGGGUCUACUGGGUGCCUGCACAGUUUGUCGAUGCAAUCAAAGACACAGUCCUUGGAAAAUGGCAGUAUUUCUAAUGUGCCUCUUUUUUGACAAUGAUGAACUGGGAUUGAGAGGAGAUGAUAACAUGAAACUGGAGUCAGCAGUGUCAGCAGUUUAAGGAACCUCUUGGAGUGUAUUCCAAGGACACUGACGGAUGCCUGUGGACUAAUCAUAUUCUUUUUAGGUUUAAAGUGCACUAUGUGGCAGCAUAACAUUUCUCAGCCCUGUUGAUCAUUCAAGGUUUUCAGCAAAUCCAAGGGAAAACAAUUACAAAAAAAAAUGUACAGAAAUUGCUAACACUUUUCUUCAGUUAUUCUUAAAGAAAUAAAAAAAAAUAUUUAAUGAA